AUCUCAAUAAUUACCUUCAUUUCAUACAUGGAAUAAAUCUUCCAUACUUUUGUGGCGACUUAUAGAGUAGCAACUUUACCGACGCGGAAAGUGCAUUUCCGAUCUCCACCGAUCCAGGGAUGUAGAAUCACUCCACGUGGUCCGUGACACUUCGUUUUUUACACCCUGUAAAAACCUCCCUUUUUUUACACCCUGGUACAGGGAAAACAUUUACCAUGGAAGAAACCCAUAGUGAUCCAAAUUUACUUUGGCAGAGCGAUUCAUCUGCUGGUAUGAUUCCGCGUUCUUUAAGUCAUUUAUUUGACAAAUUGGAUUUAUUAGACUACACAAUUAGAGUUGGUUUUCUAGAACUUUAUAAUGAAGACUUAUUUAAUCUUUUAUCACCUAACGAUGAUGGAUAUAAAAUAAGAUUAUAUGAAGAUGCAUCAAAGAAAGGUGCUGUAAUCAUUCAUGGACUGGAAGAAGUAACAAUCCAUAACAAAAGUGAAGUUUAUAAAAUUCUAGAAAAGGGAUCAGGAAGAAGACAAACUGCUGUAACAAUGAAUAGUCAAUCCAGCCGAUCUCAAACUGUGUUUUCGAUUACCGUACUAAUGAAAGAAAAUACAUCCGAUGGAAAAGAAGUAUUAAAAACGGGAAAAUUAAAUUUAGUAAAUCUAGCAGGGAAUGAAUACGUUGGAAGAACCAGUGCUGUUGAAAAGAAAGCAAGAGAAGCUGGUAGUGUUAAUCCUGUUAAAUAGUGUUAAUAGUGUUAAAAGAGCACCUCACAUACCUUACUGGUAAUAAGAAAUAUUACUUUUAUUGUUACAUUAUAAGAAAAAUAAUCUGUUACACUUUUUUCUUCCUUAUAGAGAAUUGAAACUGACAAGACUGCUACUAGAGUCACUCGGUGGUCGCAUAAAAGCUUCUAUUAUUGCUACAAUAUCUCCUGCUGCAAUUAAUCUUGACGAAACACUCUCAACAUUAGAUUAUGCGUAUCGUGCAAAGAAUAUUACUAAUCGUCCGGAAAUAAAUCAAAAACUUUCGAAGAAAGAAUUCUUUAAACAGUAUACAGUGGAAAUUGAGAGAUUACGAAAUGAUUUGGAAGCAACACGUGAAAAGAAUGCCGGUUAUGAGAUACUCUUUAUCUUCUGUAUCCUGGCCUUCAACAAUAUAAGUAUCAUGAACACUAAAAUGUUUUUCAAAGUCUAACUGAUUGAACUGUUCCCAUUCAAAUGAAUUAUCUUCUAUAGUACUACGCAGAAUUUCUGCCAAAUUCUCUUUUAAUAGAACUUCCGCGUCAUUGGUCGGACUUUCAGGCCAACAAUUGAUGCAAAAAGUAGCAAGCAGAAGAUUAAUGACAUUAAUCGGAUUAAUAUUCACCAUUACAUGGUUGCACUGCUAGUAAAUGACGGACGACGUUGCUUCUAACACUGUAGUACAACGAAUUCCGCGCUCUUUUUAUACUCUGGUAGAAAGUAAAAAAUAAGAAUGUUUUUGCACGCAGAUAUCAUUUCUUGGUAAAUGUUUUGUUCACUGACGUUUACAUAUUCCGUGUACCCAGUACUACAAUUAUCUGACUUCAUUUAACAUAAAGUGUUUGUGUGCAAAACAGUAAGAUGUUAUUCUGAAAUUCAAUCGUAUUAUCACGAAUUGAUAUUUUAUGCCCGUACAAUAUUUAGAUAUUUACAAACCGCAGCUUAAAUUAUAUUAAUUAAAAUUAAUUAAUCUUCAACACAAGUGAUUUCAACAAUUAUUUGUUAUUUGCGUAUAUUAUGAGUUGUUCUUUACCGCAUAGAUAUGUGAGACGUGGAAUACAGCGAAAACAAGAUCUGACUGUGAUUAAUAAAUGCGUAUCUUAUAGAAAUAGCCGCCCGUAUGCCUAUCCAUGUACCAUUGAGUUGCAUUGAACUUGUCGCAGUGAAGUUGGCUACAAAUCGGCUCACCAACGCUGCGUGAAUGCGUUAGUGAAUUUGUAGCCAACUUCACUGCGACAAGUUCAAUGCAACUCAUCGUACAUAUAUGUAUCUCGUGCGGCCGUAUCCCGGCGGAUUCGGGCGGUCUGAGUAUUAUAUGAAAAUUUACAAAACUGUAGGAGGCAAAUCUAUCAUAUUAUAUACCAAUGGAUUCAGAAAAAAAUCUCGGUUCUUUUUUGUCAUAAUGUAAAUUUUUGUAUCUCUUAAAAUAAUGUAAC
Osmia bicornis bicornis is the source of this 2170-nucleotide messenger RNA. Its product is annotated as kinesin-like protein KLP2. Gene Ontology annotation, molecular function: ATP binding; plus-end-directed microtubule motor activity; microtubule binding. NCBI's taxonomy places the organism in Eukaryota, Metazoa, Arthropoda, Insecta, Hymenoptera, Megachilidae. The record is from RefSeq and is a predicted model, not a curated record. Gene Ontology annotation, cellular component: nucleus; spindle microtubule. Gene Ontology annotation, biological process: microtubule-based movement; mitotic spindle assembly.